AAAAUAUGGUAUUUGUUAUGAUAUUUAAUAAGUGAAACAAAAUUUAUUCCAUUAUAAGUUAUUCAAAUAUUUUUAUGUGUCACUGUGCACAAACCCAGUAACUCAGCAUAUUCUGUUGAAAUAUUUCGAUAGAUUUUAUUAAAAUAUACUAUCGUUAUUUGUAUUAUGAACACGACUCGUGGCUCUCACGUUUGAACCAUAAUUUGCGGCACAAGCCGACCUCGAUGUAAGACAAUGGCUUAAAUGUGUUAGCCGAGGAGAUCCAGUUAGAUUAAUUGAUAUUCGAUACUAAAUGCGUUUCCGUGCCACCCCAUGAAAUAAUUCGAAGAAUCGUUCAACAUGCAGAACCUUAAUUCCAUAUUUCCAUUAAUUACUAGAGAAAAAAUCCGAAAAUCGUAUAUCAUAUCCCAAUGCAGAAAGAACCUACGUAUGUCUUUGUUUGAACAGACAGAACUGAAUCGUUCGAAAAAAACAAAGAAUCCGCAGAAAGCAUUCAAAUAACCUGUUGCAUCGAGUCAGGCGAAAAAAAAUCAAAAAGCCGCUCGGUCAACUGAGAUCCAGAAGAAUCAAUAAACCUAUUAAGUUCAACGAAAUAACCAUAGCCCAUAGUUAAACGCGACUAAUCUACGCUACGAUAUGUCAUCUUUUCUGUGCCUGACCAAAACAUUGUUUUUCUAUGUCUUAAGUUCACCUUCGUUUCUUCCAAAGAAGGAAAUUUCAAGUGGGAUGAAAUAAUGGGAAGAGAAGAUGAAGGAAAACUAAUUGCGAUUAACCAUCUGUGGAACGACUUCUUUUCAUUGUCUAACUAAAAUGUAAUUUGUUAAUUUACAAAUCCAUGGCCAUUGACUAUCCAUUUUUCAGAAAUAGAAAGUCCAAGGAAAAUAAAAUUUGAAGAGAUAAUGAAGAAACGAAAAGUAGUUGCGAAUAAGUGCCCAUUUUUAUUGACUUCCAUUCUCUAGAAAAUAAAAUUCUGAGCAAAAUACAAGAAAUAAAUAAGUAAAAUGAGAUUAUCUUCCCACGGAACGAUUUCAAAAUUUUUGCACACAGAUUCAGUUUUAUUAAUUUCCAUCUUGUAAAAGAGAAAAGGCAAACGAAACUAAUUGGAAGAGUAGGCUACUAAUUCCCUAGAAAAUGUCCUCUUUCCAAUAUUUAACAAAAAUCCUAUAUCCUAAGCCUGUCUACAUCGAUUGCUAAUCUCCAAAAACGAAAAAUUUCGUUUGAAGGAAAUAAAAAAGAAAGGAUAAAAGGAAAAAGGAAACUAAACUCGAUUAAUCGGCUACUAACAAAAGCCUUCUAAUCAAAAUUACACUCUUCCAUCCACAAGUCCAUCUUCGUUGACUUCUAAUCUUCAAAAGAGAAGUUCCCAAACAAACGAAAGUAGAAUAAAAGAAAACGGAAUGAAUAAAGAGAACUGAAAAGAAACUCGAAAACCGACUUCGGUCCGGCGGAAAAAUUGAUUCAGCGUAGUCUGGAGGGCCACGGCGAAUACGCGAGAAGAAGAGGAGCCGGGGGCGCGUGUGCGCAGUUCCCUCGACCAACAUGUCCGCCCGGGUACUCUAGGUAGUCGUGGUUAUGCGGCGCGGUGCGUUGCACACCGUCGUCAGGCGAAUCCUCGGUUUUCCGUGCUGCGUACGUCCGCGAGACACGCGUGUCCCUUCGAUGACCGGCUAAAGGGCCAGGAUCGCUGAGUCGUCGCCUCCUGGUGAUUGUGGCUGGCUCUGGUACAAGUUCACCAGGGGUAGUGCACGAGGUUCCGAGCAGCUGCGGGGAGGCUGGAGCCGCGACACGGACAGUCAGAGUGCUGCUCGAGAGUGGAGAAUCGCGGGAGAGCCAGGGAGAGACAGGGAGAGACAGAGGCUUACUGGAGGUGAAGCACGAGCGGGCAAGAGAGGGAGAAGCUUGAGGCAGGCGCGCGUAUUGAUUCCCGCGUGGCGUUUAUACGGUGAGGUGAGAAAGCUGCAACCGGAAGACUUGUGCCCGCUUCCUUCUUGCUCGCUGAAAAAGUCGAAGGAAAGGCGGACUGGGCCAACCACAUUGGGUUCCUGGCUCUGAAGCUGCUCGUCCUUCGGUUACUAGAAAGGAGAGCGCGAGAAGGUGAUCGGUGGACCAGAAUGAGAGAAGAGACCCAGGUCUGCUCGAGCAGGGACCCGUCGGCCCUUCGCGCGAGAAAUGAUUUUUAGAAGGAAGAGGGCAUGACGCACCGAACUCAUGCAGUGGCGAAAACACGUGCGCAUCAAGUACGGUGGUCGAGUCGGUGUCGGUCAAGGGCAGCGGGAGCGGGAGCAGGUGCAGCUGCAGGUGCGCGUGGUGCAGCUGCAGCGGGAAGGGGGCGCACGACUCAGCUACGUCUGUCAUCAGCCUCAACUCUCGUCGACGGCUCGCCGCAGCUGCAGCGCAGCAGCCAUGCUCUGCUGCGGCCGCAGAAAAGAGGGCCGGGGGGAAGUGACAGACAUCAGCGCAAGUCCUGGAAGGCAAGCACCUGCCAACCAGUUGCGCCCCAAGGAACCACCCCCCAUGGUGAUUCAGGGAGAUUUCAGAAAGGUGAGUGGAAUCAGCACAGAGAUCUUCAAACAGAUCGAGACCGUCGAGAACGAUCAUGACGCCUCGACAGCAGCGGCCCUCGAAGCUGUCGAACGAAGGGGUGAGAUGGUCGUCCGAGUCAUCGAGCCACGACAGAUGGGCAGACAGGCGUCCGAGGCGGCGAAGAAGUUCAUUGCUAUGCAGGAUCCAAAGCACCCCAUCCACUUUGUCGAGAUAAUCAAAAGGCCAGGCCAGACGCUGGGGUUGUACAUACGGGAGGGCAAUGGCGUCGACAGAAACGACGGUGUCUUUAUCUCGAGAAUAGCCCUGGAGACCGCAGUCUACAACAGCGGCUGCCUGAAGGUUGGGGAUGAAAUCCUAGCAGUAAAUCUGGUCGAUGUGACGCACAUGAGCCUGGACGAUGUCGUGAUCAUUAUGUCUAUACCCAGGAGGCUCGUCCUGGCGACUAGGCAUGGCCAGCAUCAGCCAGUCUCACAUAGUCGUCAGACCGAGCACAAAGCGCCUCCGGUUGUGGUGAUCAAGAGGGAGCUAAAUGAAGAUGAGAGCGACCAUGCAACGAGUAACCACGUCAGGGAUGGCAAUCGUAGGCGUGGCGACGGUCGUGAGAUGCUACCUUCCCGGUCUAGAUUAGGUCUGUCGGGUCUAGGCUCCAGUCAAGACCUAGGUUCCAGCAACGGUGAUUUAUACUACAACUCCAGACCGGAGGGACACUGGUCGUAUCAACCACCACCACCUCCUGUUAUCACACAUCAGCCAAAACCCUCUACGACGCAACACUUCCAGCCUUAUGAGCGUGGAUACCCAAAAACUUUGGAGAGUUUAGCUGAAAAAGUACACUCCUUCUACACGGGGCCAGUUAUGCCCUCAAAUGGUGGUCGUCGAAUGUCCACGGGCGCAGGAAUGCAGUCGGUUGGCAGCAGAUUGUCUAGUCAGACUCAGCCAUCGCAUUAUGGUUAUGGCCAACACUCUGGAAGUGGAAGAAUUAUGCCUAGAAGCGGUUCAGAUCAACAUUUACCUCGCGUUGAUUACACAAGUAUUACCACUCCAGCUCGACAUACUCUUCUUAGAUCCAGCUUGAAGUCAGGAACAUCUGCGUUGAGAUACAACACCAGAUAUGGCACUCAGGGAGACAGUACGUCGACUACUCAGAGACAAGGUCAAUUUGGUACUCUAACCAGGAGGCACCGACCGUCGUUGGAUUAUGCUUCAGACACUGAAGCAACCUGUUCGAGUUCGCCCAAGUCGGCGUAUUAUUACUACAGGCACAAUAUGAACAAUCCGCCUCAGAGUAGUGCUGUCUCGCAUCUUGCCACCCUAUCGAGAUCACAGAUUGGUCAGAGUUCCUCAGGCUUGAGAUCGAAUUCGUUGCCUCGUAGUGGCAGAACGUUGCCUCAGCAACCAGGUCUCAGGUCUGGACUUAGCACAGUAGCAUCUGGACUAAUAGAUCAGGAAGAUAGUGACGGAGCACUAUCAGCGCCCGAACUACCUUCCAUUAGACGCGAUAGAGGAAGAAUACCGUCAUCACCCAGUGUGUUCACAUCAGAUGAGUACCGAGCAUGGCUGAGUCGAACGCCGAGUACCAGUGCAUUGUACGAGCAGAUUAGGGCCACUACGACUAGACCACCACGUUACACUUACAGCGCAGAGAACAUCCACGCAGCUGUAAAUCAAGGUGAAUAUGGAAGCUAUGGGACGUACAGACCAUUGUCCAGCACGCUGGAUCGUUUGUCAACAAGAUCAGCCUCUGCUCAGCAAGUGAAUCUUGCCAACUUAAGAGCAUCGACAGCGAUCAGUUCGACGUGUCAUCGUGGAACAGCGAACCCAAGACCGGCCUCGGUUGCAUCCAGUGCUCGUACGUCCUUGACAAGUCAGAAACCGUCACUGAGCAGCUCCGCCACCCAGAGGGCAACGUCGGUCAGAAGAAUCAGGAAUCUGCUGGAUCUGGAGUCCACCCGAAGCAUACCUACCCCCACACCUACCAGAACUCAGGAUCAAAGACUGCUAGAUAUUAAUCCUGCAGAGUUCCUUAAGUAUAAGAUAGAAAAACCUCCGACUGUUGGAACUCCGAGCUCGACUAGCUCUCUUUUGAGCUCGCUCGGGGAAACCAGCAGUGGUGACCUGGCGGGUGGUGUUAGUGGACUACUUUGGGUCCAUCUUCUGGCAGGUCGUGGCCUCCGUUCAACAACAUCCUCCUCAGCGGCCACUACACCUUCCACACCAUCAGGUCAGCCUAAUUUAGCUAGUUGCGGCUUGAGAGACCUUUACUGCGUGCUGGAGUGCGAUAGGGUGCACAAGGCGAGGACAGUGAUGCGAACUGGCGAUUUAAUGUUCGACUGGGACGAAACCUUCGAGCUGGACCUCGUUGGCAACCGGCAGUUAGACUUGCUGGUCUAUUCCUGGGAUCCACAGUACAGGCACAAGCUUUGUUACAAAGGAUCUGUGCACCUGGCGACCCUCUUGAAAGAAUCACCAGUUCACCAGCUAGCUGUCAAAGUCGAACCACGUGGCACAAUUUAUCUAAAACUGAGAUAUACGGAUGCUCAGCAGACAUUCCGAAGGAGAGGACUCCCAGUCAUAUCUCUGGCUACCAGAGUGGCGCCACUCUUCGGAGUUGACCUUGACACAGUGGUGAGUCGGGAGAGCAAGACUGGUGGAGUUCCUGGAGGUGUUUCUACCGCCCUAGCCAUGGGUGUUCCAAAUGUGCCCAUAAUUGUAUGGCGUUGUGUCGAAGAAGUUGAAAGAAGAGGUCUUGACAUCAUUGGUCUAUACAGGCUCUGUGGAUCAGCUACGAAAAAAAGGAUACUUAGGGAGGCUUUUGAAAGGAAUGCUCGUUCAGUGAACCUGUCGCCUGACAAUGUACCAGAUAUCAACGUAAUUACUGGUGUACUGAAGGAUUACUUGCGAGAACUUCCAGAACCACUCUUCACGAGGUGCCUCUAUCAGAUGAUGGUCGAUGCAUUGGCCGUCUGUCUACCGGAUGAUCCACAAGGCAACGCAAAACUCAUGUUCAGUAUACUCGACUGUUUACCAAAGGUGAACAGGUGUACGUUAAUCUACUUGCUGGACCAUCUGGCAAUGGUAGUAUCACAGUGUAAUAAGAUGUCACCAGCAAGUUUGGCAGUCUGUUUUGGACCAGUUUUAAUGCUACAUUCUGAAGAGAACGGACCGCCUUUGGAUUUCCAACAACCAAUAGCAGUUCUCAAGUAUCUUCUUGAAAUUUGGCCUGUUAAGUCAGUUCGGAAGAUUUCUUCAGUCGCUUCGGCGCUUCCUCGAGUUACGCCAACAGUCGAGCACAACAGCAGUCAACAGCAACUGCAGCACCAGCAGCAAGCUCAGCAACAGGUGCAACAGCAACUGCAGGGAACAUUGGGACGCACAGGGCUGCCCUGGCAGCCUCAACACUCACUUCAUCAACAGCCCCCAACUACGGCAGCACCCGCAGCCCUCGCGCCCUCCACUCGUCCUCCACCACCGGUCAAGCCUCGCCAGGUGAUAGUCUCGUCUCCCGGUUCACCUAGCAGCGAGGAGUCGGAAGCCUCGCCGGAACCGAUUAACAAAAGCCUCCUGAGCGGCCUGGGACUCGAAAAGAACAACGAAGGGGCCACAGCGAACUCGACUGGUCCUGGAACAGAACAGAUUACGCCGACCAGCAGUGUUGACACCGAGGAGGGAAAUACACUACAUCCUGAAGAGGGUGAGAAGGGCGUCGAGGGUGAUGCAGAGGCCAGCGAUGACGAUCGACAUUAGCACGUACCCAAUACGCAUUAGAGUCUUGUGAAAUAUGAGGAUUUAAUCGGGGAUGUGCGCCCUGGAUAGCUUCGACGUCUUCGUUUUACCGAUAGUUUGGAGAAUCUUGCGUUCCUUUUUUUUUUUAAGAAGAUGAGUUUACUAAGGAACAGUGUUGGGCAUGAAAUAAUGAAUACAUCAAAAGAUUAAAAUUUGUUCAACUAGAAAAUUACCCAGAUUAUCUAGUUGUCAGUUGUUAAUUGUUGAAAUAGACUGUAAACAGACUCAAAGUCUGCCUACAGUUUCUCUAAAUUUAUUUAUUAUUUGAAGAAAGUUUAGCUAAGUUUGAAUCUUGCCCAAUACUGAUGCAUGCGUAUUAAGAGACUGACAAUGAAACUUGUAAUAAAAAUAUAAUGGAUUUUGAAGUCUGUUGGAACAGGAUUGAAAGGGUUUUGUUGCUCACAAGUGUGUUUGUUUGAAAUUGUUUAAAAAAAAGAGAGAGAGGUUAUAUUCUUAAGAUACAGCUUAUCAUUCAGAAUUGUAUGAAAUGAUAAACAAACAUGUUAAGAGUUUCUGUUUCAUUUUAAUCAAAGAUUCUCAUGAUGUGUUGAUGAAAGCUGAAAAAAAAGAAGAUAUACUUUCUACUUUUAAUUUCUCAAAGAUAUUUAACGCGUUGACUGCUUUGAUUUAGGAAUCUAACUACAACACUUGUAUCGUGAAACGAUUUUUCAAUCUUUAAUAGGUACCAGCUGCUCGUAGAGCAGCAAAGAAACGAAAACCAAAGACUUGUGUCUUAAUCGAUGCUGUAUUACCUAGUGAAAUAAUUUUUCCUUAAAUGUUAUUAUUGUUGGCUGUGUUAGGAAAAUGGUUCUCUUCGUUGUGUAACGUUGUGUUUUGAAAUAUUUAUAGAUGUUUUCUGCGGCAGUCAGCGCGUCAAAUCGCACAUAUAUCCCUCUGAGAAUAUUAUGUUUGAAGAACAUAUAAUUUAUACAAUGAACGAGGCUGAAUAUUUGUCGCCAGACGCACAAUAUAAGCGAUCAUUGUUUCCGAGACGAAAUGACGCGCAUAAUGGGACCACUGCGAAUAUUCGUUCAAGAAAAUAUCUUCGCGAUAAAACGAGAUUCAACGCUGAAAUUGACGAUCUGACGACUGACUGAAAGCCUUCUGUAAGUUUUAUAAUACGACUAAACAAAACCUAAACCAAAGAAGAAGAACUAAUCGAAAGUUAUGCUAAUAUUUAGAAGAAGAUUUUACUCUUUAGCUGCGAUAUAUAUUAUGAUUUCACAAUGACCAAAGACUGUAACAGGUUCCUAGUUUGAAACUUCUUGCACAAAAUUUGACUCCUAGAUAAUUUUGGUCUCGUUCAACCAAUGAAAUAAGUCGCCAUAUGCAAGAGGAAAUAAUUCUCUCUUCCGCAGCUGAAGAGUCAAUAUUGUAAGGUUUUUGAACUUUUCUUCGAGCACAAAUGCCAGAAAGAUUAUCAAUCAGCUGAACUUUUUUUCUAUUCUAUCUUGAGAUCAGUCAAAGCUUCUUUCAAAAACCCAACGGUUGAUCAAGCAAAAAUGGAGUCAGUAGACAAGAAACUAACAGAGGAAAGGAGGCAAUGAGUGAAUAGUUGUACGACAAUGAACAUCUCUAAACAUCCCCUGCGUCCUAAAUUAUGCACAAAUCUACUUUACCGACUGUGAAGAUAAUGUCCAAUGCAUUGGAAUAGCAAAGAAAGAGGUACGAAUGGAAUGUAAAAAGGAAAUCUUGCGAUUCACCGCGCACAUCCUCAGCUGAAGGAGAGACUCUACCGUUUCUCCAAUCGAUUUGUCAGCGAAGUUCAUGGUGUUUCCCGGCCGGUCGAGACUGAGAUCUCACGCGAAAAAGUUCCGGAAGAGUUUCUUCACCGGCGAAGCUAGCUGCAGAAGAAGAAAGGCGACAAGAACUGAUCACACUGACUGGCGAUGGAAGAAGAAAAGAAAGAGCGAUAUACAGGGAGGACAGGAGAUGAAACGAAAAUAAAUAAGCAAAGAAAAAAUAUACACACACAAAAAGGAAAAGUUGAAUAAGAGACAUACACACACGUAGAGACAUAUAAGGAAAUAUGAAGAUGAUGAAUCACACAGACGCAACGGUCGAUUUAUAUACAAUAUACUAUAUAUAUACAUAUUAUAUAUACACACAUAGGCUAGUCACGAUAUACAUGUGCUUUUGAUAAAAAAACUAUUACUUAGAGGUUAGCUAGCCCUCGUAUACAAAACACAAAGGAACUGCUGAUGUACACAACAGCUGCGUCGCACAUAUACAUGCAUAUAUGUAAAAGGAGAAAAGAAAAUAAUUGAAAAAAAAACGAAGGAUGAGGGACAAGAUGCAAAGUAUAGGUGCACGCAGACGAUAAAGUUAUACAUAAUAUAUAUAAUGUUCAGCGCGACAGGAGUCGAGGAACCGACUCCAUGACUUCUUGUACAUGUUGACAAUAGCAAACCGACGAACGGAGAAGAAAGAUAAAGGAGAGAUUGGAUCAGAAUAAAAGUGGAGAGCCAGUGGUAGAGGAAUAGAAACUCACCGAGAAACGAUAAUAAUUAAACGGUUAAUUGUAAACUUCUAAACGAUUAAAAAAACAUAGCCAGUAUUAUAAUUGUGUACAUGAAGAAGCAAGCAUUUGAAGAGGACGAGCCGGGAGAGAGACCACCCUUCGGUCAGGGUAUUCCCCGGGGUUCGUUUGUUCUACGAUCUCGUCAACGGGGACACGAGUCGUUAUUUGACUAUUGUUACUGUCAUUAUGGUUAGUUAGUAUAAUAUUGUUGCGUACAGACAGUAGAUUUAAAUAGACCUCAUGAUAAUUAAUGAGUAGUCCCAUUUAAAGCUUAUUCUUUUGAUCUAGCUCUUAAUAU
This is a messenger RNA of Bombus pyrosoma, 9146 nucleotides long. RefSeq names its product rho GTPase-activating protein 100F (gene RhoGAP100F). The transcript has 21 exons. Gene Ontology annotation, molecular function: protein binding. Bases 2209 to 6288 code for a protein of 1359 amino acids. Gene Ontology annotation, biological process: signal transduction. The record is from RefSeq and is a predicted model, not a curated record. Lineage: Eukaryota; Metazoa; Arthropoda; Insecta; Hymenoptera; Apidae.